CGCGGGCUGAUGGGCAGGCUUCGGCGCGCCAGUGCGCGUGCGCCGGGCGGACAUGGCGGAAGCCGGGGAAGCUUUGCCGCAGCCGGCGGCUUCGGAAGCCCGGGUUGAACUGCCUGCCUCGGUGCGGGCGAACAUCGAGCGGAAACGGCAACGGGCGCUGAUGCUGCGCCAGGCUCGACUGGCAGCUCGGCCCUACCCGGCGACGACGACUGCGGCGGCUACUGGAGGUAUGGCCAAUGUGAAAGCAGCUCCGAAGAUUAUUGACACAGGAGGAGGCUUCAUCCUGGAGGAGGAGAAGGAAGAGGAACAUAAAAUUGAAAAAGUUGUUCAUCAGCCAGGACCUGUUAUGGAAUUUGAUUAUACGUUAUGUGAAGAAUGUGGUAAAGAAUUCAUGGACUCUUACCUCAUGAGCCAUUUUGAUCUAGCAACUUGUGAUAACUGCAGAGAUGCUGAUGAUAAGCACAGGCUUAUAACCAAAACAGAAGCAAAACAAGAAUACCUUCUGAAAGACUGUGAUUUAGAAAAAAGAGAGCCGGCUCUUAAGUUCAUUGUGAAGAAGAAUCCUCAUCAUUCACAGUGGGGUGACAUGAAACUCUACUUAAAACUACAGAUUGUGAAGAGGUCUCUUGAAGUUUGGGGUAGUCAGGAAGCGCUAGAAGAAGCAAGAGAAGUUCGACAGGAAAACCGAGAAAAAAUGAAACAGAAAAAGUUUGAUAAAAAAGUUAAAGAAUUACGGCGAGCAGUAAGAAGCAGUGUGUGGAAAAGAGGAACAGCUGUCCAUCAGCAUGAGUAUGGGCCAGAAGAGGAGCUAGGAGACGAUGUGUACCAGAAGACCUGCGCUGUGUGUGGCCACCUACUGACGUAUGAAAAAAUGUGAUUUCUAGCUAAGUGAUCUGCUUUACAAUUUUCUACUGAAAUAAAGGAAAUUUAGACCAGUCAGUAAAGUUGUAUAAAUAGAAAC
Molecule: messenger RNA, 961 nt
Organism: Erinaceus europaeus (western European hedgehog)
Lineage: Eukaryota; Metazoa; Chordata; Mammalia; Eulipotyphla; Erinaceidae
Gene: XPA
Product: XPA, DNA damage recognition and repair factor
Exons: 6
Coding region: 53-877 (274 amino acids)
Biological process (GO): nucleotide-excision repair involved in interstrand cross-link repair; UV-damage excision repair; base-excision repair
Cellular component (GO): nucleotide-excision repair factor 1 complex
Molecular function (GO): damaged DNA binding
Source: RefSeq, a predicted model, not a curated record